Metopolophium dirhodum (rose-grain aphid) is the source of this 1108-nucleotide messenger RNA. Its product is annotated as cuticle protein 18.6-like. The record is from RefSeq and is a predicted model, not a curated record. The transcript is spliced from 2 exons. Gene Ontology annotation, cellular component: extracellular matrix. The coding region runs from base 119 to 517 and encodes 132 amino acids. Lineage: Eukaryota; Metazoa; Arthropoda; Insecta; Hemiptera; Aphididae.
AACGAAGUUCCAAUAAUCAUCAGUGUGGUCAUUUUUUUUGUGAAAACAAAUUUAUUUUCGACCAUUACGUUUUUUAAUAGUGUAUAAUCUACCUAUACGUACCUAAAACACAUCCAAAAUGGCUACAAAGUUGAUAAUGUUUGCCGCUUUGUUCGGGCACUUGGCCUCUGCUUAUCCACCCACCGAGUACAAAAGUUACGACGUCAGCCACUACGACGAUCACGCACCUAAGCCAUAUCAUUUCGAGUACGGAGUGAAAGAUCUUCACACGCACGACAUCAAGAGCCAACACGAGGUGAGCGACGGUCACGGUAACGUGAAAGGAUCGUACCGUCUCGUGGAACCCGACGGUUCCACCCGCGUGGUCGAAUACACCGCUGACCACGAACACGGUUUCAACGCUGUCGUCAAGAAGAUCGACGCACCCCAUCACCACGGCGAGUACUCCGACACCGCGAACCGCCAUCAUUACGAGUCACUUCAUCCAUACGAACAUUUGUCGUACGACAAGUUUUAAUGAAAUUUAAACAAAAACGUCAAUUAUAGGUACUGUCAGUGCUUGAAUUGUAAAAAAAAAAAGAAGGCGGGGAUGGAAAAGUGUAAAAAAAAUGUGCAUACCCGAAUGUUUAAGUGUCUUAUUGAUUAGGAUAUAUUUGGAAGGAGUAGUUACCAUAGACCUAUAAACUAAUGGACAGCGCUUAAAAAGAGAGGCCAGGGGUACGAAAUAGAGUAAAAGAGAAAAGAGAACGUGGGGGAAAUAUACUAUUAAGUUUCAUACGUCAAUGAUUACCCCCUUUGUGUUCUUUCUCUCUUUUUUCUCUUCGUUCUUUCUUCUUUCUUUCUUUUAUAUGAUCCCGCGCAUUCAUGGCAGGACAGAGUGGAAUGCGCUGUUCAUUAGUUAAUAGGUCUAUGGUAGUUACGCACUAAGCAUACAUUUUUUUUUUAAAUAAUAGGGACUUCGUCCCUCUCCUCAAUUCAAGCACUGAUUUUACUGGAAAAUGUGUUACCAAACAGUCACGCCUUUGAUGCUACGUAUUAUUUGGUAUGCACGUCAUUAUUCAUUAUAUACUUUUUUAUUGAAUAAAACAUUCGCCAUUAUUAGCAUAAA